AAUAAUAAUAAUAAUAAUAAAAAUAAUAAUAAUGAUAAUAAAAAUAAUAAUGAUAAUUAUAAUAAUAAUGAUAAUAAUGAUAAUAAUAAUAAUAAUAAUAAUAAUAAUAAUAAUGAUAAUAAUGAUAAUAAUAAUAAUAAUAAUAAUAAUAAUAAUAAUAAUAAUAAUAAUAAUAAUAAUAAUAAUAAUAAUAAUAAUAAUAAUAAUAAUAAUAAUAAUAAUAAUAAUAAUAAUAAUGAUAAUGAUAAUGAUAAUUAUAAUAAUAAUGAUAAUAAUGAUAAUAAUAAAAAUAAUAAUAAUAAUAAUAAUAAUAAUAAUAAUAAUAAUAAUAAUAAUAAUAAUAAUGAUAAUAAUGAUAAUAAUAAUAAUAAUAAUAAUAAUAAUAAUAAUAAUAAUAAUAAUAAUAAUAAUAAUAAUAAUAAUAAUAAUAAUAAUAAUAAUAAUAAUAAUAAUAAUAAUAAUAAUAAUAAUAAUAAUAAUAGUAAUAAUAAUAGUUAUAAUAAUAGUUAUAAUAAUAGUAAUAAUAAUAGUAACAAUAAUAGUAAUAAUAAUAGUAAUAAUAAUAGUAAUAAUAAUAGUAACAAUAAUAGUAAUAAUAAUAGUCAUAAUAAUAGUAAUAAAAAUAGUAAUAAUAAUAGUAUUAAUAAUAGUAAUAAUAAUAGUAAUAAUAAUAGUAAUAAUAAUAGUUAUAAUAAUAGUAAUAAUAAUAGUUAUAAUAAUAGUAAUAAUAAUAGUAAUAAUAAUAGUAAUAAUAUUAGUUAUAAUAAUAGUAAUAAUAAUAGUAAUAAUAAUAGUAAUAAUAAAAGUAAUAAUAAUAGUAAUAAUAAUAGUAAUAAUAAAAGUUAUAAUAAUAGUAAUAAUAAUAGUAAUAAUAAUAGUAAUAAUAAUAGUAAUAAUAAUAGUAAUAAUAAUAAUAAUAAUAAUAAUAAUAAUAAUAAUAAUAAUAAUAAUAAUAAUAAUAAUAACAAUAAU
This is a messenger RNA of Wyeomyia smithii (pitcher-plant mosquito), 972 nucleotides long. Its product is annotated as GATA zinc finger domain-containing protein 14-like. Lineage: Eukaryota; Metazoa; Arthropoda; Insecta; Diptera; Culicidae. The annotation marks the transcript as partial. The record is from RefSeq and is a predicted model, not a curated record. The transcript has 2 exons.